Monomorium pharaonis (pharaoh ant) is the source of this 2123-nucleotide messenger RNA. Its product is annotated as short-chain dehydrogenase/reductase family 16C member 6. Gene Ontology annotation, cellular component: lipid droplet. The coding region runs from base 184 to 1128 and encodes 314 amino acids. Lineage: Eukaryota; Metazoa; Arthropoda; Insecta; Hymenoptera; Formicidae. Gene Ontology annotation, molecular function: oxidoreductase activity, acting on the CH-OH group of donors, NAD or NADP as acceptor. The record is from RefSeq and is a predicted model, not a curated record. The transcript is spliced from 8 exons.
AAAUGUCAGUAUCCAAAAGGUAGACUCUGCGAUACAUGUUAUUAGAUAUUUCAUGUAAUACACACAUGUAAUUACACUUGCAUAUUGCAUAUUACGUUAUUAUUGUGUUACAUUAAAAAAUAUAAGGAUAACAGCGAUAAGGAUAACUCACGAUACAUUUUUGUUGUAUAUCUACCAAACAGCAUGCCAGAAUAUCAAGCAGCCAUGGUAAAAGCGUACAACGGCGCGUUGAUUCUUGCGGACGUAUUGCUGCUUAUUCUGAAGAUUCUAUAUUACAUUUGCGAGAGCGUGUAUAAAUUUUUUGUUCCAGCAGAAGAAAAAAGCGUUGCCGGUGAGAUCGUUUUGAUAACAGGUACUGGUCAUGGUAUUGGAAAAGAGUUAGCCCUUCGUUACGCAGCGUUAGGCGCAACAGUAGUAUGCUGGGACGUGAACCAAGAAUCGAACGAAGAAACAGUGAACGAAAUAAAGAAGACUGGAACGGCUGCAGCAUAUGCAUAUCAAUGUGACGUGUCGAAGAGAGAAGACGUCUUCAGCGUAGCCGAAAAAGUCAAGAAGGAAGUCGGUGACGUCACUAUUCUAGUUAACAAUGCCGGUAUAAUGCCUUGCCACGCAUUCCUCGAUCAUACAAGCGACGAAAUUAGACGGAUUUUCGACAUUAACGUGUUGGCCCAUUUCUGGAUUCUACAGGCAUUUCUCCCAAGUAUGAUCGAAAAAAACCAUGGCCAUGUAGUUGCGCUCUCUUCAUUGGCUGGAAUCGGUGGCCUUCCAAAUUUAGUUCCCUACUGUGCUUCAAAAUUUGCAGUUAGAGGGCUUAUGGAAUCGAUCAGCGAAGAACUACGGAUAUCCAGCAAAGGAAAAUCCUUAAUCAAAUUUACUACCAUUUAUCCGUACAUGGUAGACACUGGACUUUGCAAGAAGCCAAAAGUAAAGUUCCCGAAUGCCAUGCCGUUGGUUUCACCGGGGCAAGCAGCCUCACAAAUAAUUCACGCGCAGAGACAUAAUUACCGCGAAAAGACUGUGCCUCCAUAUUGGUUGUCACUCGGUACGAUAGUGAGAAUUCUGCCCGACGAAGCGUUACGUUCCUUGCUAGACUUCUUCGAUAGCGGUGUCGAGGCGGUGUCGAGCUAACCACUGCAAAAAGAACAAUCCCAGUUAAUUCAAAAUAUGUGAACAAAAAAUUUUUUAUAUGAUCGUAUCCUAUAUGCUAUUGCAUUAUUUAUAGUAUGUACAAAUAAAUGCCAGGAUUGCCGAUUUAUACGUGGGAAAUAAAACAUUUUUCUCCUCAAAACUUCUAGAGAUUCUACUCGGCUACUCUCAAUAUAUAAAAAUAAUUAUCUAUUAAUCAACCAUAAUUAUAAUUAAUCGCAAGGAUUAAUGCAUGUAAACGCACAAGUGUAGAUGUUUUAUACUGACAGCGAUAAUAUUACGUAUAAUAUAACGUAAAUAAUAAAUAAAUUUUUUAUACAAUAUCAAAAAAAAAUCAUCGUGAACAUUAUAUUAUUUUCUAGUAAUGUUAGCACAAUAAAUUAGUCGCGCGAACAAUAACGUUUUAUUCUGCUUAAUUGAUAAAUUUAAAUUAGUAUAAUGUGUAUUUAUACAGAUAAAACUGCGUUUCAGCUAUUAUAUAUUAUAACAUGUUAUUAUUCAAUAUAUUAUUAUUUCCGUUUAUUAUGCGAUAAAGCAUAAGCUGUGUAUAGUGAUCAUUAUUAAUAUAAUUAUUUGUCUUUAUACACGUAUCUAUAAGUUAUUUAGAUAAUACAAAUAGCAUAUAUGUGCGAUACGGACAAUGUAAUGUAGAAUAAUGCAAUUUAUUGAUAGUAUAAGUAUUUGAAAGAUUAAUGUUCUACACUUUAAUUCAGCGCAUAUAAUUAUAAUAAGAGAUAAAAAGGGAAAUAAUAAAAUUAUCAAUAAAUAUCAAUUUUACGUGUAUAGUAUAAAGAAAUUUAUUCGACGGAAGGUGUAACUUUAAUAUAAUAAGUAUUUUAAUUAUAAUAUAAAUAUCAAAAUUUAAAUUCGUAAGUUUGUAAACUCACUUUUGCUCAUUAAAUUUCCGUCAAAUAAAUUUCACAUAUUAAAUUGUACACUAAAAUUAGGCAAGAAAUAAAAAAAAUCUAAACUGCUAA